AUGCCAAAGUGGCUCGCGGACGCUGUGCUGGAGGCUGCGCGGGAGACGCUGCGUACGGCGGGCACCGCGAGCCUGGUGUGGGCUAGGCAGACCGCGCAGGUGUGCCCCGACUGCACCUGCACUCCCAGCCUGGCGUGCCCUGCCCUGCAGUGCCCGCCCUGCACGCUCGGGGGCGCGGCCUGCCCGAGCUGUCCGGAGGUCAGCUGCCCGAGGGCGGCGCCCGACCUCAGCAGGUGGUGGAUCGUCGCGGUGGUGGUCGCGGGCCUCUUCGGGCUGGCGACGGGCUGCUGCGCGGGGGCCUUGUUCGGCUCGGGGCUUCGCCGGGCGGUGCAUGGCCGAUUCGAGGCGCACUGGCACGAGCGCCUCCUGCUCUGCAAGGUGCGGGGAACGACGUGGGUCAUCGUCACUCCUGAUGGCGAUGUCUAUCCAGAGGACAUCCGGGCCCUCGGAGGCACGCCUUGCCUGCAAGGGUCUGUGCCACCGGCGAUCCCCGCCAACGCUCUGCUGUACAGGUUCCCGCCGCUCGGCCAGCUGCACACGGCGGCGGAGUGGCGUCAGAUCUUCGACGACGGGAUCGCGACCGCCCAGAUGAAGAGGGCGGGGCUGGGCAUCGACGACGACGCUGCUGAUGCUGAGUCUGGUGCUGUGCGUGAUCGGGUGGGUCAACAUGGCUGGACCGCCGGGACGGGCCUGCCGGCUGGACCGCCGCCCGCUGGAGCCGGCGCCGGGGCCGGGGCUCUGGUGGCAGACGUGGGCGCGGCUCCCGCGGCCGACGGCCUGGCCGCCCCGCCUGCUGUGCCGCUCGCCGCCGUGGGUGGGGGCGCCGCCAUCCCAGGGGCUGGAGCAGCCAUGGGGGCAGGGGUGGCGCCCGGAGGCGGUCCCGCCCCUGGCAUGCAGUGGAUCGUGGUGGCGAACGACGGCCAGCCGGGGGCGCCCUCCAUCGGGUCCGACUGGAGCGUGGACGCCACGGCCAGCGUCAUGGGCAAGUUCGCGCUGGUCAAGCUUGGGACGGCCACCCUCGUGCUGGAGAGCAUCGCGGUCGGCAACAAGAAGAAUGUGCUGGUCUCGAGGAAGGGCGAGCUCGAGCAGGCGGUGGACCGAGCUUCUGGGCCCGGUCUGCCAGGAGCUGGCCUCGGACCUCAAGCGAAUGGAGACGGGCCGGCGGCUGCAGCGCCGCUCAAGUCUGUUGACGCUCGAGUGCUGCCCGUGCUGUACGACCAGACGGGCCAGAGGUUCAGGGCCUACACUAAUGCCGUCGGGCUGCUGGAGGAGCCACGGUUCGACGACUUCCCGGUGGUUGGCCCAAGAACGACUCUCUGGCUGUGCAAGUUCAUCAGAGACCAGGGGAGCGUGCCCCGCACCAGGACCGAGAAGUGGAUGCGAGACGCCCAUGUGCCGGACAACGACAGAGUCAAGCACGAGCAUGGCAGUCUCAUGGAGAUUCUUGAGACAGCGCUCACAUAUGACCAGCUGGACGUGUCUGCCCUCGCCUCUUUCGAGAUCCUGUCGAGGAGGAUUCAGCUGCUGGAGGAGGCGUACACGUCCAACCCGAAGGCGCCGCGGUUCGAGGGGAGCGAGCACUUCCAGGGCCUUGGCAGGAAAGUCGCGGCCGUGGCGCCGCUACUCACCUCGCGCGUGGCGUUGCAGCUCCAAGGCGAGGCUGCGAUCCAGAAAGAACGACGCAAGGGCUGCGACGAGUUUUUGACCAAGGCAUGGCGGACGGUCGACAGCGUGACCUUCUACCCCUGCCUCGACUUCAUGAUUGGGAAGGCCCUCGUAGCUCACUCAGUCGUGGCGUUCAACAACGUAUUUGCCGCCGUGCUUGGAUCGACAGGCGCGCCGACGAGAAUUUUUUGGGGUCUCAACGAGCUCGGGGGCUUCGGUGACAAGUCGCCCAGCGGUCCUGGUGGUGAGCAGGCGCGUGCUGCUUCUGCCCUGGCUCGUGAAGCGGUUGAAGCUGUGCCCUUGCCUAAGGAGAGACCCGCCCCGCAAGAAGCCCUCGCGGCGCUUCUGCGUACAGACGCCCGCUAUGGUGACAGCGAGUGUGCCGGGAACAUUGCACCGUUUGGCUCGGCUUCAGCGUCUCCGCCGAGUCGCGACCUGCACGGGGUGGACAUCUACGACGUUCUGCCCUCGGACGCGUCGCACAAGUUUAAGCGGUUUCGCGACACCAUCCUUCUCAGUGACGAGGAGUGUGCAUUGCGUAUCAAGAGCGAGGGACUGCCCAAUCCUUACUUUGACCCAGUGCUGGAGGCACAUCCUGCGAAGUGGGAGGGUUUUUGUCGGGAUCUGCGUGACAGGGGACUGGUGCGCUGGACUCGAACCUACGAAGAAAGGGUGGGAUUGUUCUUUGUUCACAAAAAGAGUGGUGACUUACGAUUUAUAUGCGAUGCACGAAGGACCAACAUACGAUUUGACAUCCCAGACUCAAUACAUCUUGCUACUGGCAACUCGCUCAGCCGUCUUCAGUGCGCAUCUGACCAGACCAUCUUUCCGCCCAGCCUUGAUAUUAAGGGCUACCUCCACAAGCUCAGGAUCGAUGAGGAACUCCCUCAGUACCUUGCUCUACCAGCAGUCCGUGCCGCGGCUGUGGGGGUGGAGAGCAUCAAUGGUAUCAAGGUUGGUCCCAGCGAGCUCUUCUACCCGGCUCUGCAGUCACUACCGAUGGGCUUUUCGUGGGCAGUGAGGGCGGCCCAACUCGUCCAUGAGGAGCUCCUGCGGCGGGCUGGUCUUCCUCCAGCUCGCCUUCUUCGCGACGGCAUACCUCCUCCUUCGCUCGAGGGGGGGCCUGUUCAGCUGACAUGCGUCGACAACUUCGGGGUCUUCGGCUGUGACGAGGCCGAGGUUGAGGCCACGCAUCGCCAGGCUCUCGAAGGCAUUCGGCACGCAGACUUUCACGUGCAUGAGAUCGAGCAGGUCAGCACUUCUUUGGACAUCGUGGGAGUGCACCUCGAUGGGGGCAAGAAGGUGGUCAGACUAUCCCCCGCCAGAGCGUGGCAACUGUACUCGGGGCUACAUGCUCGCGCACGACGCGGGCGCUGCACUGGGGGGGAGAUGCGAGCCACACUUGGGCACCUCUGCUUCGCUUUCUUGCUUCGGCGCCCUUGUCUGUCCUGCAUCGCGGCCCCCUUUGCCUUUGCCGAGGCUGCAGGAGGGGAGCCAAAGAACCUCUGGCGGAGCGUCAAGAGGGAGCUCAUCAUCGCCGCUGCCCUCCUGCCGCUGGUCUACGCCGACAUCGGGGCGGGCUGGCUCGACCAGGUGGUUGCGACGGAUGCUUGCGAUACUGGGCUUGGCGCCUGUGCUGCUGAGCAGGGCUCUCCAGAUAUACGAAUCACGGGCAGCUACGACGAGCGCUGGAGGUUCAAGAAGGAGGCGAGGGGCGCCAAGCUCGGGUUCAAGCACGUGGUUCGUUGCGGGCGCUGGCGGCACAGCAAGGUGCUCAUGCUGGUGGACAAUAUGUCACUCACGCUGGCCAUGCAGAAGGGCCGCUGUCGCGAUCCAGCCCUCCUGGGCCAGCUUCGUCAGAUGACCGCGCUGCAGCUCGCCACUGGGCUGCGGAUGCGGUGCCGCUGGGUCCCGUCCGAGCUGCUGCUCUGGGCCACGCAUGGCGUCCUCCUCCUGGGCUCCCCCAUCCUGAUGACGGGCGUGGUGUCGAGGGCGCAUGCGACGAGGCGCAGAGUGGCGACAGGCAUCGCGACACGCAACGUGACGCAGCGGGUCGAGGCGGGGCCAGCGAUGCAUCUGGAUCUUCCCGACCUUCGAGUCGAGGAUUACCACAGGCGGAUCGAGGAGUUCUACGAGUACGCCCGCCGCCAGGGCUUGGACGCCAGCACCCUGGACUCGCUGGAGACGUGGUCGCUGAUCCUGGGGCCUUCGGACAGCAACGAAGGCCCCACCAAGACGGGCGUCUACGACGACAGCGUGACGAUGGACCACGAGAACCUGCAGUUCCUCGGCCACUUCUUCAAGCUGUACCGCCAGGAGAGGGGGACGAGCGACUCGCUGUGGGGCCUGACGCAGGCGGAGUUCGAGGCCAUUGUCGCGAAGACGCUGAAUGUGUGCCGGCUCGAGGGCCUGGGGAUCGUCCCCCACGGCCUUCGGCACGCAGGCCAGUCGUGGGGCGUCAUCACGGGCAGGAGGUCUCAGGUGAAGGUCCAGCGUCGCGGGCGCUGGGCCAGCAUGAGCUCUCGCAUCAGGUACGAGAAGUCCAGCAAGGUCAACUUCCUGCUCGUGGGCCUAGACGACAGCGUCCAGGAGUACCUCUGGCUCUGCACGGCGCACCUUGGAGACAUCCUCCUCGGCGCGGUGAGCGACCUUUUCCUCAACAUCUUCGCUGGUUCCGAGGGAGUCGGCAAGACGGUGGCGAGGUGUGGCAUCUCGUCGCCAGAGAUACAGCUCGAGCCUGAGAUCGACAUUUUUGCGCCUGGAAUAAUAAAGGCACUUCUGAAGUUGAUCCGCUCGGUACCGUUCAUGAUCGGGAACCCCGCCUCUGCUAUGCUCUGGUUCGUCCAGUUUUUGAAGCACAUCGCAGAAUCCAAGUUCGCUGAGUCUGUUGUUUUCGACCUGUGCAAGUUCGGGACUGACUUCAGGAAGCCCGCGGAGGUCGCUGGUGGGCGCGCAGAGGUGGCCGUGGGCUCUGAGGAGGCCACGGCCAGCCAGGGUGCUGCCGAGGCGGGCGCGGGCGCGGGGCCGGGCGUCGCAGCAGAGGGGGAGGAGCAGGCGGAGGCCAAGGGCGCGGGCAGGAGGCGCCCCAAGGGGCCCAAGGAGAAGCCGCUCGUCCUGUCGCUCUUCGGCGAAGAGCGCAACCUCGGGGUGUUCCCCACGGUCCUGCACAGCGAUCUGCGGCACCUCGUGGAGAUGCUGCGCCGGGGCAAGAAGCCGAGGCUCUGCGAAGAGCGGGUUGACGCACUGGAGGCCGCCCUGGCGGCGCCGGGCUCCGCCGUCGACUCCCUCGGCGGCCUGCGGCAGCAGGUGGAGGCGUGGCGUUCGGGCGCGCAGAGGUCCUUCGACGCGGAGAGCUACUACGACCGCGAGCGCGCCGAGGGCUACACGAGGCGUAUGCAGGGACCGCAGGAGAGCCUUGCCGCGCGCACGCUGCAGCUCAGCUCGCUGGCAUCCGCGCUGGCGCCAGGCUCGGAUGUACGGCGGCAGGGCUUGCUGGCCGUGGACCUUGGCUGCGGCACCGGCCUCUCCUCGCAGGUGGCGGCCCGCCUGCCUGGUUAUGCCGUCGGCGUGAUCGGCGUGGAUUUGUCAUCCGAGAUGCUGCGCUCACCCAAUUGGAACGAGCUGGUUUCCUCCAAGGCGCCGCUGGCCGCUGAGAGGGUGCGCUGCGACCUGGCGCAGCCGCUGCCCUUCCGGCGGCGCGUGCUCGAUGUCGCAUAUAGCGUCGCCGCGGUGCACUACAUCGCGGGGGACACCGAGCAGCGCAGCGCGGAGAGUCGCCUGGACUCGCUGUUGCACGGCCUGCGCCAGUGCCUGGCCCCGGACGCACGGCCGUGUACUUUCCAGGCGUUCUUGACGAAGGAGCCGCAGGCUCUGCAGCGCUUCAGGGACGCCGCGGCACGCACAGGCUGGGCGCUGUGCGACCUCGUGGUGGACCAGGCGCACGGCGGCUCGGGGGCGCCGAGGGAUUUCCUGUAUCCGAGGGCGCCCCCGCAGCCAGGGCCGCCGAGGCCGCCGCGGUGCGCGCUGCACCGCGCCACCGCGGGGCCCGCGGCCACGUGCGCCAUGGCGCUGCAGGACUGGUGCCAGGAACGGGGCGUCGCGCCAGUCGAGCUGGACUGCGCGCACCGCGCCUGGCUGGAGCGCGAGCACGACCGCUACGCCCGCCGCCUCGUCCGCCUGCACAGGCGUUGCCAGGGCGCGGCCGCUUCCCUG
Molecule: messenger RNA, 5877 nt
Organism: Prorocentrum cordatum
Lineage: Eukaryota; Dinophyceae; Prorocentrales; Prorocentraceae
Source: the annotation of a GenBank genome assembly